Molecule: messenger RNA, 2838 nt
Organism: Danio aesculapii
Lineage: Eukaryota; Metazoa; Chordata; Actinopteri; Cypriniformes; Danionidae
Gene: pomt2
Product: protein-O-mannosyltransferase 2
Exons: 20
Coding region: 248-2596 (782 amino acids)
Biological process (GO): protein O-linked glycosylation via mannose
Cellular component (GO): endoplasmic reticulum; membrane
Molecular function (GO): dolichyl-phosphate-mannose-protein mannosyltransferase activity
Source: RefSeq, a predicted model, not a curated record
CUUCCCAAACCAACAAUCUACAACAGUUCAUGGAUAAGGACAACAACAUGAGCUGGAUAAUGUCAGGAGCUUUGCAAUAAAGUAACAGAAUAUCUCAUUCGGUACGAUGUUGAACACGACCACCCCGAAAGCUCUUCAAUCCUGUGAGGAAUAAUGUUUUAUUCAACGUUACUGAACUCUGCCAUUGUGUUCAUAGUGGUUUUGUUACUCAGAUAAUGAGCCAUUACUGUCCUCUUCAUCUUCAAGAAUGGACGGCAGACCGAAGGAGAAUUUCACCCAAAAACAAGACACCUCCGCUGUAAGACAUCGAAAAACAUGUAAGGUAAACGAGGGGGCUAAGUUUCAUUCCCAGCCUCAUAAUGGGACCAUUAUUGGGGCAAAUAAGAUCACCAAACGAGAAGGAGGACACAUCAGUUCAGCCUGCAGAGAUGAUCAUGUGCCCGUUUUUAUUUUGGCUCUGGUGGUUGUGUUGUCUGUAUCUACACGCUUUUACAAGAUCACUGAGCCUCCUCAUGUAUGUUGGGAUGAGACUCAUUUUGGGAAAAUGGGAAGCUAUUACAUUAAUCGCACCUUCUUCUUUGAUGUCCAUCCGCCCCUUGGAAAGAUGCUGAUCGGCCUCGCUGGAUACUUGACAGGUUACGAUGGGACCUUUCCCUUCAUAAAGCCAGGAGACAAAUAUGAGCACCACAAUUACUGGGGGAUGAGAGCGUUCUGUGCUGCUCUUGGUUCCUGUCUGCCUCCUUUUGCCUUUCUUAUUGUCCUGGAGCUCUCCCAGUCUCCGGCAGCAGCGCUCAUCGCAGCCUCUCUGCUCAUCUUUGACACUGGUUGCAUCACCCUGUCCCAGUACAUCCUGCUGGAUCCCAUUCUGAUGUUUUUCAUUAUGGGCUCGGUUCUGUGCAUGGUCAAAUUCAACAAGCAGAGACUCGGGCCUUUCAGCUUCUCCUGGUGGUUCUGGCUGCUACUGACAGGGCUUUGCCUCUCUGGGUCUCUUGGUGUAAAGUUUGUGGGGCUGUUUGUCAUUCUCUUGGUUGGAAUCAACACAGCGCUUGAUCUGUGGAGGCUGCUUGGGGACCUCAGCUUGUCUCUGGUGGAUUUUGCGAAGCACUUACUAGCUCGAAGUUUUGGGUUGAUAAUGCUCCCGUUGUUCUUAUACACCACAAUAUUUGCCAUCCACUUCAUUGUCUUAAACAGGAGUGGUCCAGGGGAUGGUUUCUUCAGCUCUGCAUUCCAGUCUCGCUUGAUUGGAAACAAUCUACACAACGCCUCCAUGCCAGAGUAUCUGGCAUAUGGCUCAAUCAUAACAGUGAAAAAUCUGCGAAUAGCAGGAGGAUAUUUGCACUCUCACUGGCACCUUUACCCAGAGGGGGUUGGAGCUCACCAGCAGCAGGUUACUGCCUAUUUACACAAAGAUUAUAACAACCUGUGGUUGGUCAAGAGACUUGACAACUCUGAUGACCUCACAGGCUCACCAGAGCUGGUCCGACAUGGUGAUAUCAUUAGACUGGAGCAUAAAGAAACUACAAGAAAUCUUCAUAGUCAUUUCCAUGAAGCGCCCCUGACCAAAAAACACCUGCAGGUCACAGGUUAUGGCAUUAAUGGCAGUGGCGACGUGAAUGACCUGUGGCAGGUGGAGGUGUGUGGAGGGAGGAAGGGAGAUCCGGUGAAGGUGCUGCGCAGUAAAGUGCGUUUUCUCCAUCGUGCCACAGGCUGUGUGCUCUGCUCCUCUGGAAAGACCCUUCCCAAGUGGGGAUGGGAACAGGUGGAGGUCACAUGCAGUCCUUAUGUCAAAGAGACUCCAAAUUCACAGUGGAACAUUGAGGACCACAUAAACCCUAAACUGCCCAACAUCAGUCUUUCUGUACUCAAACCCACUUUCCUGGAGAUCCUCUGGGAGUCCCAUAUUGUGAUGAUCAGGGGAAACAGUGGUUUGAAGCCCAAAGACAACGAGAUGAACUCUAAGCCCUGGCAUUGGCCCAUUAACUAUCAGGGUUUGAGGUUUUCCGGAGUCAAUGAAACUGAAUACCGUGUUUAUCUGCUUGGAAACCCUGUAAGUGUCUCUGUCUUUUUUUACACCCUCCAUUUUCCAAGACCUCUUGUUCCAUCAUUAGUAAAUAUCCCUUCACAUCCUCAGGUCAUUUGGUGGCUGAACCUGUCAAGUCUGGCUCUAUUUGUAAUCCUGCUGACGGUGGCUUCAUUAGCAGCACAGAGAAGAGUGAAGAUGGAGGGAAUGAUGAAAGUGCACUGUCACACACUCAUGGAGGGUGGCGGGAUGCUGUUUUUGGGCUGGCUUUUACACUAUCUCCCGUUCUACAUCAUGGGUCGCAUACUCUACUACCACCAUUACUUUCCUGCCAUGAUGUUCAGCAGUAUGUUAACAGGUGUUACUCUGGACAUCUUCCUUCAGAAUUUGCAGCUUCUCUUUAGCUCAUCUUUAUCUCAUUACCUGAUGAGGGGAGGUCAAUCUGUGCUCCUCUUAGGGGUUAUCUACAGCUUUUAUCUUUUCCACCCUCUCUCCUAUGGCAUGAGAGGGCCGCUGGCGCAUGACUCUGCCUCCUCCAUGGCCGGCCUCAGGUGGAUGGAAUCCUGGGAGUUUUAGACAAACAUUUGAAGUGUUGCCACUUCAUAAAAUGUUUUUAAAACUAUUUCAUAUGUUACAUGUUGACAUUUCAGUGUUGAAGGAAAGCAUUUAGUCUGAUCUUAGGCUGUGUUGAACAUUUUCAAAUAGUAUUUUUGUAAUGUAUAAAGUUGCGAUAUUUUACAGUCAUGUAUUUUACAUAAAAAUCUGAUGUCGUGCAACUGCUGUAGCUGGACUGAAAUAAAUUGAUUGAAAACAUUGAA